This is a messenger RNA of Australozyma saopauloensis, 2859 nucleotides long. RefSeq names its product Pfk26p (gene PFK26). Gene Ontology annotation, biological process: fructose metabolic process; fructose 2,6-bisphosphate metabolic process. Gene Ontology annotation, molecular function: 6-phosphofructo-2-kinase activity; ATP binding. Lineage: Eukaryota; Fungi; Ascomycota; Pichiomycetes; Serinales; Metschnikowiaceae. Gene Ontology annotation, cellular component: cytosol. The transcript has a single exon. The record is from RefSeq and is a predicted model, not a curated record. The coding region runs from base 1 to 2859 and encodes 952 amino acids.
AUGGCCCCUUCCCAGUCUCAUUUGAUCUGUACAACGCAACCAGCACAACAACCCCCCAGUAGCAUGACCGAAGAACAUGUGUUGUCCCGUUUCUCGUCAGAUAACAAGCAGCGGUCGAUGUCGAUCUCCAAUGCCAUCCUCGCCCACCUGAGGGCCGUGGGCAAGAAGGUUGCGAUGAGCAGAGAGGGAGACAUCGUCGUGGGAUCUCUGUCUGGAUCCAACACAACUUCGAACGAGAACAGCGACACCGAGGUCGAGUCGGAGGAUAGCGAGGAUGAGGUGCAGACCAAGCAGGGCGCGCACCAUAAGCUUCCGUCGGUGCCUGAGUCCAGAGCGUCUCCGGGGCCCGAAGCAUUGUCUUUGCAGAAACUCAAGCGGUUUCUGUCGCAUCCACACUCGGCUCUUUCCAUGACUGACUCGCUGGCAAGCAGUAGUCCAUAUAUGUCCUACAGUAAUUCACAAGUCCGCCUCCCGGAGUUCAACAAGCGGCCCUUGACCGACACACCCAUGAUGUCUGUGAUGCCUUCACCCGAGACCCGGUACCAUUCGAGUGAGGAUGAGGUCGAGCCCGAAAGCCCCGCCGAGCUCAAUGAGCUCAUGGCUGGCCGCGCGAAAAAGGCCUUGAAACUGAGCCCCAAGCAGACCUUGCGCACAACAAAGAACAUCUCUCAUCUCAGUUUGGCCGACUUGAACUUAAUUUCGGCCAAGGUCUCUGAAGCACAACCACAGAAUAGUGGCUCAGUUUCGCCCACUGAUACCCUGGCGCGCGCGAAGACCCCUUCUGUCAAGUUUUCACCGCUAGAACCAAGCAUUGCAGUCUCGCCCUCAUCUCCAGUAGAUGAUCCAAUACCCAAAGUGCCUGCUGAUGUUAUCAAGAAAGGAAAAAAUAAACUUGAUCCUCUGAUCUUGCAGAAAAUACGCGCUGAUCUUCUCCGUGAUGUCCCUGAAGAUUUACAAAAGCAAUUUGAAAAAACUCCUUCAUUUGAGAAGUUGAAAAGCAUGCUUCUUAGAAAAAAGCCCAGCCAACAAAAGGCUUAUACCCUCAAUAUUCCGGGCCAGACCUCCUCGAAAGUAUCCCCUGACGGAAAAAUUGCUUCUGUUGAUGUGGGCUCAAAACUUGUCAUUGUCAUGGUGGGUUUGCCAGCUCGAGGCAAAUCGUAUAUCACCAGCAAACUCACAAGAUACUUGAACUGGAUUCAACAUGACUGUAGAGUGUUCAAUGUUGGAAAUACCAGAAGAAUGGAUAAGACAAACGUUUUUGGUCCUGCUCACACACCAUUGCCUGACACUAAUACUCCCCUGCCUAAUGCUGGGAGAUCUCCUUUGGUACAACCACUUUCUCCAACUUCGCAUUCGGCUGAUUUUUUCAACCCAGAGAACAAGGCGUCCACCGAGUUGAGAGAGAAGUGGGCGAUGGAUACUCUUGACAGUCUUCUUGAUUGGGUGCUUCAUGGCUCUGGAUCUGUCGGUAUCCUUGAUGCCACAAACUCCACAAAAAAGCGCCGUUUGAAAGUGUUAAAGCGUAUCCAAGAGAGAACAAAUGGAGAAUUGAAGGUACUUUUCUUGGAGAGUAUCUGUUCAGACCCAGCGAUCUUGAACACAAAUAUCCAUUUGAAGCUUUCAGGACCCGACUACAAAGAAAUGGAUCCUGAACUUGCUUUGAAGGACUUUCUCGGCCGCUUGCGAAACUAUGAGAGAGCAUACGAAACGAUCGACGAUACUGAAGAGGCAAUUGAUGGAUUCCAAUACGUCAAAAUGAUUAAUGUUGGUAAAAAGGUAGUCAGCUACAAUAUUCAAGGAUUUUUGGCCUCGCAAACAGUGUACUUCUUGUUGAACUUUAAUUUAUGCGAGAGACAGAUUUGGCUUACCAGACAUGGUGAGAGUGUGGACAAUUUGAGUGGACGUAUUGGAGGAGAUAGCAAGCUCACCAAGCGCGGUAAACAAUUUUCCAAAGCUUUGAACAGAUUCAUGACUUACAAGCGUCAAGAGUUCCGCAAAAACCAGCUCGAUAAUUUCUCUAAACGUCUCGAGUUGAGGUACAAUCAAUUACUUGGAAAGUCAAAUGCAACCGUUCCUGGCCGCGAGAACGACGUUGUUGAAGUGCCAACCGAGCCCAACUUCUGUGUUUGGACGUCCAUGCUCUUGCGUGCGGUUGAAACUGGUAAAUAUUUCAGUGACCAGGAGUACAACGUGAAAGCUAUGCGCAUGCUCAAUGAAUUAGGAGGAGGUAAAUUCGAAGGUAUGACAUACGAUGAAAUUAGAAGAGCAAGUCCAAAGGAGUUUGAGGCUAGGUUCAAGGACAAGCUCGGAUACAGGUAUCCUGGUGUUGGUGGCGAGUCUUACCUUGAUGUUUUGGUGAGGUUGCGUCCAUUGAUCAAUGAAGUAGAGCGUACUACAGAUCACUUGAUGAUUGUGUCGCAUAGAGUGGUUUUGAGAGUGCUCUUGGCUUAUUUCCUCAACCUUGAUAAGUCCUCGAUCGUCGAAUUGGAUGUACCAUUACACACACUCUACUGCUUGGAACUGAAACCAUAUGGCACCGACUAUACCAUGUAUGAGUACGAUGAACUAUCAGAUUGGUUUACCAAGAUUGAACCGGAACACCGCAAGAACGUCAAAGAAAUGGGCGUGAAUUUCCGGGAGAGAAAGUACUCUGUCAUCCCCACGGCGCCACCUCUGAGCAAGUCUACCCGUGAUCGCAAGCCAGCGGCAGCACCACGCUCCACUUCAAACAACUUCAGUGUCAGAGCCAGUUUGACACGAGCAGAAGAGAAAAAAACCGAGCUGGAAAACAGCUCGUUGACAUCGCAGAAGCUUGCCGACUUCAAGAAGUUGCGUAAUCCGCGAGAGCAGUUCUCAUGA